This is a messenger RNA of Mandrillus leucophaeus (drill), 3651 nucleotides long. It is a transcript of the gene MYO1F, whose product is annotated as myosin IF. Gene Ontology annotation, biological process: vesicle transport along actin filament; actin filament organization. The record is from RefSeq and is a predicted model, not a curated record. Gene Ontology annotation, cellular component: microvillus; plasma membrane; cytoplasm. Gene Ontology annotation, molecular function: actin filament binding; ATP binding; microfilament motor activity. The transcript has 27 exons. Lineage: Eukaryota; Metazoa; Chordata; Mammalia; Primates; Cercopithecidae.
AUGGGAAGUGAAGGGCACUAGCGCUUCCACUGGCAGAGCCACAACGUGAAGCAGAGCGGCGUGGACGACAUGGUGCUCCUUCCCCAGAUCACCGAAGACGCCAUUGCCGCCAACCUGCGGAAGCGCUUCAUGGACGACUACAUCUUCACCUACAUCGGCUCUGUGCUCAUCUCCGUAAACCCCUUCAAGCAGAUGCCCUACUUCACCGACCGUGAGAUCGACCUCUACCAGGGCGCGGCCCAGUAUGAGAAUCCCCCGCACAUCUACGCCCUCACGGACAACAUGUACCGGAACAUGCUUAUCGACUGUGAGAACCAAUGUGUCAUCAUUAGUGGAGAGAGUGGAGCUGGGAAGACAGUGGCAGCUAAAUACAUCAUGGGCUACAUCUCCAAGGUGUCUGGCGGAGGCAACAAGGUCCAGCAUGUCAAAGAUAUCAUCCUGCAGUCCAACCCGCUGCUCGAGGCUUUCGGCAACGCCAAGACUGUGCGCAACAAUAAUUCCAGCCGCUUUGGCAAGUACUUUGAGAUCCAGUUCAGCCGAGGUGGGGAGCCGGAUGGGGGCAAGAUCUCCAACUUCUUGCUGGAGAAGUCCCGCGUGGUCAUGCAGAAUGAAAAUGAGAGGAACUUCCACAUCUACUACCAGCUGCUGGAAGGGGCCUCCCAGGAGCAAAGGCAGAACCUGGGCCUCAUGACACCAGACUACUAUUACUACCUCAACCAAUCGGACACCUACCAGGUGGACGGCACCGACGACAGAAGCGACUUUGGUGAGACUCUGAGCGCCAUGCAGGUCAUUGGGAUCCCGCCCAGCAUCCAGCAGCUGGUCCUGCAGCUGGUGGCGGGGAUCUUGCACCUAGGGAACAUCAGUUUCUGUGAAGACGGGAAUUACGCCCGAGUGGAGAGUGUGGACCUCCUGGCCUUUCCCGCCUACCUGCUGGGCAUUGACAGUGGGCGACUGCAGGAGAAGCUGACCAGCCGCAAGAUGGACAGCCGCUGGGGCGGGCGCAGCGAGUCCAUCGAUGUGACCCUCAACGUGGAGCAGGCAGCCUACACCCGCGACGCCCUGGCCAAGGGGCUCUAUGCCCGCCUCUUCGACUUCCUUGUGGAGGCCAUCAACCGUGCUAUGCAAAAACCCCAGGAAGAGUACAGCAUCGGUGUGCUGGACAUUUAUGGCUUCGAGAUCUUCCAGAAAAAUGGCUUCGAGCAGUUUUGCAUCAACUUCGUCAACGAGAAGCUGCAGCAAAUCUUUAUCGAACUCACCCUGAAGGCCGAGCAGGAGGAGUACGUACAGGAAGGCAUCCGCUGGACUCCAAUCCAGUACUUCAACAACAAGGUCGUCUGUGACCUCAUCGAAAACAAGCUGAGCCCCCCAGGCAUCAUGAGCGUCUUGGACGACGUGUGUGCCACCAUGCACGCCACAGGCGGGGGAGCAGACCAGACACUGCUGCAGAAGUUGCAGGCGGCCGUGGGCACCCACGAGCAUUUCAACAGCUGGAGCGCCGGCUUCGUCAUCCACCACUACGCUGGCAAGGUCUCCUACGAUGUCAGCGGCUUCUGCGAGAGGAACCGAGACGUUCUCUUCUCUGACCUCAUAGAGCUGAUGCAGACCAGUGAGCAGAAACAAGCCAAUGACCUGGUGGCCACGCUGAUGAGGUGCACACCCCACUACAUCCGCUGCAUCAAACCCAACGAGACCAAGAGGCCCCGAGACUGGGAGGAGAACAGGGUCAAGCACCAGGUGGAAUACCUGGGCCUGAAGGAGAACAUCAGGGUGCGCAGAGCCGGCUUUGCCUACCGCCGCCAAUUCGCCAAGUUCCUGCAGAGGUAUGCCAUUCUGACCCCUGAGACGUGGCCGCGGUGGCGUGGGGACGAACGCCAGGGCGUCCAGCAUCUGCUUCGGGCGGUCAACAUGGAGCCCGACCAGUACCAGAUGGGGAGCACUAAGGUCUUUGUCAAGAACCCAGAGUCGCUUUUCCUCCUGGAGGAGGUGCGAGAGCGAAAGUUCGACGGCUUUGCCCGAACCAUCCAGAAGGCCUGGCGGCGCCACGUGGCUGUCCGGAAGUAUGAGGAGAUGCGGGAGGAAGCUUCCAACAUCCUGCUGAACAAGAAGGAGCGGAGGCGCAACAGCAUCAACCGGAACUUCGUCGGGGACUACCUGGGGCUGGAGGAGCGGCCCGAGCUGCGUCAGUUCCUGGGCAAGAGGGAGCGGGUGGACUUCGCCGACUCGGUCACCAAGUACGACCGCCGCUUCAAGCCCAUCAAGCGGGACUUGAUCCUGACGCCCAAGUGUGUGUAUGUGAUUGGGCGAGAGAAGGUGAAGAAGGGACCCGAGAAAGGCCAAGUGCGUGAAGUCUUGAAGAAGAAGCUGGACAUCCAGGCUCUGCGGGGAGUCUCCCUCAGCACGCGACAGGACGACUUCUUCGUCCUCCAAGAGGACGCCGUCGACAGCUUCCUGGAGAGCGUCUUCAAGACCGAGUUCGUCAGCCUUCUGUGCAAGCGCUUCGAGGAGGCGACUCGGAGGCCCCUGCCCCUCACCUUCAGCGACACACUACAGUUCCGGGUGAAGAAGGAGGGCUGGGGCGGUGGCGGCACCCGCAGCGUCACCUUCUCCCGCGGCUCCGGCGACUUGCCGGUGCUCAAGGUUGGCGGUCGGACCCUCACCGUCAGCGUUGGCGAUGGGCUGCCCAAGAGCUCCAAGCCUACGCGGAAGGGAAUGGCCAAGGGAAGACCUCGGAGGUCGUCCCAGGCCCCUCCCCGGGGGGCCCCUACCCGGGCGGCCCCUGGGCCCCCGAGAGGCAUGGAUCGCAAUGGGGUGCCCCCCUCUGCCAGAGGGGGCCCCCUGCCUCUGGAGAUCAUGUCUGGAGGGAGCUCCCACCGGCCUCCCCGGGGCCCUCCGUCCACAUCCCUGGGAGCCAGCAGACGACCCCGGGCACAGCUGCCCUCAGAGCACAACACAGAAUUCCUCAACGUGCCUGACCAGGGCAUGGCCGGCAUGCAGAGGAAGCGCAGUGUGGGGCAACGGCCAGUGCCUGGUGUGGGCCGACCCAAGCCCCAGCCUCGGACACAUGGCCCCAGGUGCCGGGCGCUAUACCAGUAUGUGGGCCAAGAUGUGGACGAGCUGAGCUUCAAUGUGAACGAGGUCAUCGAGAUCCUCAUGGAAGAUUCCUCGGGCUGGUGGAAGGGCCGGCUUCACGGCCAGGAGGGCCUUUUCCCAGGAAACUACGUGGAGAAGAUCUGAGCUGGGUCCUGGGAUUCUGCCUUUUCUUUUGCCCGCCUGUCUACCUGCCUGCCUGGUGGGGAGCCAGGCCCUGCCAAUGAAAGCCUCGUUUACCUGGGCUGCAAUGAACUAAAAGUCCAGUCCUGUGGCCUCCAGUCCUGCCCAGGCCCUGGGUCUGUGAGUCACUGCUGCAGCCCCCACCCCUGGGCCCUGGUCUUCCCCCAACAUCACACCCGCUGCCCAUUCUCCACUUCUGCGUGUGUCAAACGGGACUAACAGCAGAAUCUACCUCCCAACUGCCAUGUGAUUAAGAAAUGAGUCUUGAGUCCUGUGCUGUUGGCAAAGUGCCAGGCACAGUUGGGGGGAGGGGUCAUUGACAAGCAUGACUUUGCUCAUUCUGUCAUCACUAAGGCAAUAAAUGUUUGCCAGGUGAAA